CAAGAAAAAAUAUACGUCACUUUGGAUUGCUAUGGGGUUGUAGCGGCCGAUUGUUAUUUAUUCAAAAAAAUUGAUAAGUACUGAUUAAAGUAGUAGUUUAGUGUAGUGAGUGUAGUGUUAUACAUAGAAAGUAUUAGAGCAGAAUGUCGUAUUCAAAUAAGUAUACUUUCGCCGCCCUGCCGAGGACCGCGCGUGGAACUCCGCUGGUUCUUGGCGGAGACCCGAAGGGGAAAACAUUUUUGUAUACCAACGGCAACUCUGUUAUUAUAAGAGAUAUAGAGAACCCUGCGAUUGCGGACACAUACACGGAGCACUCGUGCCAAGUCAACGUAGCCAAGUACUCCCCCAGCGGCUUCUACAUCGCAUCUGGAGACGCGUCCGGUAAGAUCCGCAUCUGGGACACGGUGAACAAGGAGCACAUCCUGAAGAAUGAGUUCCAGCCGAUCGGAGGCUGCAUCAAGGACAUCGCGUGGAGCGCCGACAACCAGCGCAUGGUGGCCGUCGGCGAGGGCCGGGAGCGUUUCGGCCACGUAUUCAUGUCGGAAACGGGCACGUCCGUCGGCGAGAUCAGCGGGCAGGCCAAGCCGAUCAACUCCGUGGACUUCCGGCCGGCGCGUCCGUUCCGGAUCGUGACGGCGUCGGAGGACAACACGCUGGCCGUGUUCGAGGGGCCGCCGUUCAAGUUCAAGUGCACUAAACAGGAGCACACUCGGUUUGCGCAGGCGGUGCGCUACAGCCCCGACGGCUCGCAGUUCGCGUCCGCCGGCUUCGACGGCAAGAUCUUCCUCUACGAUGGCACCACUUCGGAGUUGAAGGGAGAGAUCGGAUCGCCAGCCCACAAGGGCGGGGUCUACGGCAUCGCGUGGUCCCCCGACGGGACGCAACUGUUGUCCUGCUCCGGGGACAAGACAUGUGCCGUGUGGGACGUGGCCAGUCGCGAGCGAGUUACUACUUUCAACAUGGGACAGGCUGUGGAGAACCAACAGGUGUCGUGUCUCUGGCAAGGCAAGCACCUCAUCUCGGUGUCACUGUCCGGAGUCAUCAACUAUUUGGACGUCAACAACCCUGACACCCCACUCAGAACGUUAGUCGGCCACAACAAGCCGAUCACGUGCCUGGCCGUACACCCGGACCGACACACCGUCUACACGGCGAGCCACGACGGCACUGUCACCGCGUGGAACGUGAACAACGGCGAAGGCCGCCACAUCACGGGCGCCGGGCACGGCAACCAGGUGAACGGCAUGCGAGCCACCCGGGACGGGGGGUUGCUGACGUGUGGCAUUGAUGACUCGCUGCGAGUGGCGACACCUAGCGGAGAAGGUGAGGUCCCGCACUACACAGACGCCGUGGUCCCGCUGGGGUCGCAGCCGCGCGCCAUGGACCACAUCCUGGACGACGGGACCACCAUCAUCGCCACUGUGCAGGAGCUGAUCGUGGUGAUCGGCGGCAGCAAGCAGUCCACGCUGCCGCUGAAGUACGAGCCCACCUGCGUCGCUAUCGACCCCAAGACACGACACGUAGCCGUGGGAGGAGCGGACAACAUAAUCCGCGUGUACACUCUGGACGUCCGCACCCUCACCCCGUCCGUGGAGCUGACCCACCUCGGGCCGAUCACGGACGUCCGCUACAGCCCCGACUCCGCUUACCUGGUGGCCACGGAUGCUAAUAGGAAGGUCAUAUUGUACUCUACUGAUGAGUAUAAGCUGGCGCACAACAAGGAGUGGGGCUUCCACACGGCGCGCGUGAACUGCGCGUCCUUCAGCCCGGACUCGCGGCGCGUGGCGUCCGGCUCGCUCGACACCAACGUCAUCGUGUGGAGUGUGGACCAGCCCGCCAAGCAUGUCGUUAUUAAGAACGCUCACCCUCAAAGCCAGAUCACCGGCAUAGCGUGGUUAGACGACGAGACCAUCGUCUCCGUGGGACAGGACGCCAACACUCGCGUGUGGACCGUGCCCAAGGCUUAGACUCACUUCUUCUGGCUUAGGGUCACUUUAGCUUGUGAAAAAUUAUUGGCGAAGGAGUGCUGCUGCGUUAACCAAGACUCCAUCUUGUGCGACCCCUGACGCGAUUUGCGGUACCAAAGUUAUUCUUUAACCUGUCAUAUCCCAAGAAUCAGAGACAUUUAAAAAUCUAUUGUGUCUGGUUUACGAAUGGGUCAGUGAAGUGAGUGGUUAAAAAAGUGUGUGAGGUAUGCCAAGUAUGCUGUAAUAACUAUAAACAUAUUGUAAUCUACUAUCGCGUCACGGGUUAAGCGUUGCAUGAUAGCUCUCGUUUGAUCGAUUUUUUAUCAAGCUAGAGUCGCCUGGGAUUAUAAUGUUAGGUUUGUAGCGAGCGAAAUAACUUUCGGUAGGUGUUUAUCCUGCUUAGAUUCUGUAAAAGUCAUUGUUAUAAAGUGAAUUUUCCAAUCUGGCUUUGAAUAACGGUACACUGCCUAGGUUAUUUCGCUCCUUAAUACCCAAAACUUUAUUAUUAUAGCUGGCAACUCUAUACAUAUUAUAUAUUAUUUAUAUGGCUGCAUGUUGCGGUAUAAUAACUCCGUUCUUUUUUUGAGAUUCCGGCCAUUUAAAAAAAUGAUUGGGUUUUUAAAUUAAAAUUGGUCAGUAUUUAUAACUUUAAAUAAAGUAGCGGAACGAAUGUACUAGGGAUUACAGUUUUAAUUGGAUUUCUAGUCCUGAUGGGGUUGCAAGCUUAAAUAUUAGCGUAUAUUCGUUAAACUAACGUAUUUAUUUUGCUUAAUUAUAGAAAUAAAGUUUAUUGUUUAAUGCUCAGCUAGAUAACAUAAAUUAUUUUUCAUUAAUAUUUUCAUUUUGUUGUAAAAUAUAUUUUAUUGACAACAUUUUGUAAGCAUAAAAUGCUGGUUCAUAGUGCUUAUUUGAAUCGAAAUGCAUGUUUCUACAGAGAUCUUACUGAAUUAUCAUCUCGUAAAUUAUAAUUAAUUCAUCAACAUUUCAGUGGAGUAGAUAUAAGAUCUCAAGGCAUUUGCAUGAUAAAUAGGCAUUUAUCUAUAAGCGACGUUAGGUCUUCAAAUGAAAUGUAUGAAUUGAAAAAUUUACUAAUAGCAUUUUCUGAGCAGUAUUUUUAUACUAAUUUCUGACAGUAUAUUUUUCUCGAUUUUUGUAUGGUUUCUAUAGUACUAAAAUUAAGUAUAAACUGAAAUAAAUUGUAUACACUUGUAUAAAA
This is a messenger RNA of Plutella xylostella (diamondback moth), 3183 nucleotides long. RefSeq names its product actin-interacting protein 1 flr (gene flr). Gene Ontology annotation, cellular component: cortical actin cytoskeleton. NCBI's taxonomy places the organism in Eukaryota, Metazoa, Arthropoda, Insecta, Lepidoptera, Plutellidae. Gene Ontology annotation, molecular function: actin filament binding. Gene Ontology annotation, biological process: sarcomere organization; locomotion; actin filament depolymerization. The record is from RefSeq and is a predicted model, not a curated record.